Molecule: messenger RNA, 1599 nt
Organism: Pantherophis guttatus
Lineage: Eukaryota; Metazoa; Chordata; Lepidosauria; Squamata; Colubridae
Gene: RGR
Product: retinal G protein coupled receptor
Biological process (GO): phototransduction; G protein-coupled receptor signaling pathway; visual perception
Cellular component (GO): membrane
Molecular function (GO): G protein-coupled receptor activity
Source: RefSeq, a predicted model, not a curated record
GAGAGAACAACAACAGACAAGGUACAGUCUAGGUUAGUCUGGUUUUACAACUCCAAAGAUGUCGGCACCUGACUCUCUUCCAGAAGGAUUUACUGAGUUCGAAAUGAUGAGCUUUGGCACAAUGAUGCUGACGGAAGCUUUGUUUGGAUUCUCUCUGAAUGUGUUGUCCAUCGUUGCUUUCUGGAAGAUCAAGGAGAUUCAAACCCCUGGCAACUUUCUGAUACUCAACCUCGCUUUGUCUGAUUGUGGCAUUUGCAUCAACGCUUUCAUCGCUGCUUUCUCCAGCUUCUUAAGAUAUUGGCCCUACGGCUCUGACGGCUGCCAAAUUCAUGGCUUUCAAGGAUUUUUAACAGCCCUAACAAGCAUUAAUUGUGCAGCUGCAAUUGCGUGGGACCGAUAUCAUCAAUAUUGCUCCAGGCGAAAAUUACAGUGGAAUUCGGUGUUCUCCAUGGGGCUGUUUGCUUGGUGCUUCGCUGGCUUUUGGUCCGCCAUGCCCCUUUUGGGAUGGGGGGCAUAUGAUUAUGAGCCUCUGAGGACCUGUUGCACUUUGGACUAUACCAAAGGAGACAGAAAUUACAUCACGUUUCUUAUUCCUCUGGUGCUGUUCAAUUUUGUGACCCCGAUUUUCAUCAUAUUAAUGUCCUAUCAAUCCAUUGAUAACAAAUUCAGGAAAACAGGACAGCUGAAGUUUAAUACUGGUUUGCCGGUGAAAUCUUUGGUCCUUUGCUGGGGUCCAUACUCCCUUUUGAGUAUCUAUGCUGCAGUGGAAAACGUGGCACUCGUCUCACCCAAAAUCUUAAUGAUUCCUGCUCUUAUCGCCAAGACUUCACCAACCAUGAAUGCCUUCAUUUACGCCUUGGGGAAUGAGAACUACCGAGGAGGAUUGUGGCAGUUUCUCACAGGAGAAAAAAUGGAGAAACCCAAAAUUGAUGACAAAAUGAAUUAAUUCACAUUCUGGACAUGAGGUGGGGUGGGGGAGGGGUCGCAUGUGGCGAAGAGAGCGGAAUGGGUACAUUGCCCAAGGAGAGCCAGAAUUGGUUCCCUGCUGCUCCCUUCUGGGUGCCCAACAUGGGUUUCUUGCUUCAUUUAGAACCCCCAAAACAGGUAGUCCUCGACAUAUGGCCACAAUUGAGUCCAAAAUAUCUGCUGCUUAAAUGAGACCUUUGUUAAGUGAAUUCUGCUCCAUUUUACGACCUUUCUUACCACAGUUGUGAAGUGAAUCACUGCAUUUGUUAAGUUAGCAGCGUUGUCGUUUAGAGAGUCUGGCUUCCCCAUUGACUUUGCUUGUCAGAAGGUCCCGAAAGGGGCUUAUGUGACCCUGUGCAGUGGUCGUAAGUCUGACAAAUGGUCAUAAAUCACUGUUUAGUGCUGUUGGAACUUUGAAUGGUCACUAAGUGAACUGUUAUAUAGCUGUAACUGGACACCAAAGUAGGAUCCAGGCCACCAAUGUUUUCCCCCGUCGUCUGCCACAUUGUUCAAAGAAUCGCUUCGUGCAGAUGUUCUUCCCAGCCUUUGUCCCUCCGCCUGUAUGUCCCCCCCCCUCCUCAGCUCCCUUUCCGUCCAUCUGUCACUGUGAAUAAACGGCCACAGGAAGGACAA